Messenger RNA from Danaus chrysippus (African queen), 492 nucleotides. NCBI's taxonomy places the organism in Eukaryota, Metazoa, Arthropoda, Insecta, Lepidoptera, Nymphalidae. The record is from the annotation of a GenBank genome assembly.
AUGACAUAUGAUUACAGCGAAGGAUUGUUAUAUGGAUUUGACAAAUUAAAUAGCACAGAUUUAGAAUUCGAUUUCGAAAUAAAAGUAGAUGACAUCUUAAAUGAGACUUCUGAUAAAUUCUAUAAAGAUGAAGUUGCAAGCAAUAACAAUGCGUUGUUAAUAGCGGCAUGCACUGCUACAGCGUUGGCAACAUCAGUAGCGAUAUUCAUUUACGGGAAGAAGGCAUUACUUGAUUAUUUGCAAUCCGGGAAAUAUGCGCAUGCUCUACUUGACUGUCACCAUUGUAAGAUGGCAUCCAACACGACGCUGGUGUCUAGAGAAGCCACUUUGUUAUAUAAAGAGGGAGGAUGCUCCAGAGGUCAGAAUACGCUGAACAAACGCAACUUCAGACAGCUAGACGUUCGGUCAAAUUCGGACAUGGUCGGCGAUUCUCGUAACAAGAACAGCCUUCGUAGUUUUUGUGCAGGGACGGAUUUACAAUAUACUUUUUGA